AUGGCGGAUGAGGACGAGUUUGGGGAUCUCUAUGUGGAUGUUCUUCGCCCUGCUUCGGGUCCUCCGCAGUCGUUGCCGUCAAGCUCCAUCGAUGCCAGGCUCGGCAGCUCGAAGCCUGCGGCCCUCGAUCCCAAUUUUCUGUUCGAGGGAGACGAUGAUGAGGACGAAGAAGACAAGGGAGUAUUCCAUGGGGCUUCGGAUUCAUAUGUAGGUCCUACUUCUAGGACGUCUCCUCGAGGACCGGAGCCGUCCAUAGUUGUUGAGUCUCGUAAAGGAAGGGAUGAAGACUGGAUGCUCGGGGAUGGGCGUGUCCCCGAGGAGCAGCCCGUGGGUUGGAGUGAUGAGGAAGGCGAGGGUUUGGGUAGGGUUUCAAGCCCCAACAAAGAGUAUUCCCCCCCAGAAAGAGACGAAUUUAGGUUUUCGCUGGAUGAGGAAGAGGAGGUGGAGAGCACGGUUCUGGAGGCUUCACGCGUGAAGGUGGAGGAAGAGAAAGAUGUAGGGAUUCACGAAGUUCUUCUGGCUACUGCGCCGGGGAAAAAAGCCUCAAGGACAAUGGAGAUCGAUCAUAGGGUUGACGAUGUUGAUCAAGAGCCUGUUAUUCCUGGUCUUUCUGCCGUUUCUCCUGCACCAAGUGCCUUCCGCGGGAUGGAUGACAGUGAUGAAAAAAUCUCUAGAAGCGAAGACUUGGAGAGUGAUAGUGAUGACGAUCUACAGAUUGUUCUGAACGACGAUAAUGUCGGGCGACCCUUUGGUGGGGUCAGAAACACGAUUGCUGGGGUUGAGGAUGAGGAUGAGGAAGAGGAUCUGGUUAUUGUCACCGACGAGGACCAUCAUCAUCAUCAUGCAGUGGAGGAGCAGGAGUAUGGCGACGAAUUAACACAGGCGCCUCUGGAUGGUGAGAGAAAUGAGGUCUUGGAGGCGUCAAAAGGGAAUGGGGGAGUCGGUGGCAUUGGGCUGAGGAUUGGAUACAACAGUCAUGGGUUUCAUGGCCAGCAUCAUUCACAGUUUAAGGUCUGCCAUCUUUCUUAAAUAACCUAUUGGCUGAUGGCGGAAGGAUCAUAAUUCUUGUAUAGUGCUACUAUCAAAGUGCUUGGUUGCUCCUUUAUUCCUUGCGCCAGUUUAAGCUGAUUUAUGGGACUUCACUCAUUUCUCUCUUAAGCUAAUCUCAACUACCUAAUCAGAUAUCUUUGACUUUCUGCAUGAAGCAUCUCAUUUCCAGAUAUAGAAUGUAUUUCAAGUUUUUUCACAAUGUCGUACUCCAAGUCUUGUCUUCUUGAUAUGAAAUAUCUGUCAUCAUGUCUUUCUGUUUGAAAUAGCUUUGUCCUGAGAAUUCGCAUCAGUUCCAGCCUGGUCUCUGUCUGCAAUGUCAUGCUAGUAAUGAUUUUUACAUGAAAUCGGUGACUAGAUGGUUGCUUUUAUUUGUGUUUGCCUAUUUUGUCGUUUCAAACCUUACAUAAAAGGGUUACUUGAUUUCUAUCAUAUAGAGGUCCACUAAAUGUUGUCUGAAUAGAUUUCCAUGGGGAAAUGGUAAGCAUAUUUAAGGUUUUCUUCCCUGAAGACACUAGCAGUUGUCACCUUGUUUUCAGAAUCUGCCUUAAUGAUAUGACUGAUAUCUUUGGCGCAUGGAAAAUCAACCAAACCUAUUAUCACUUUCACUUUGUUAUAUAUCUUCAGAUAGUGAAUUCAUCUAAGGAGAAUUUCUCUCUCCUGUCACUAUCACGUGCCCUUAAAGAUUUUGAUUCGGUCAUUCUGCUAGGAUCAUAGUCAAGCUCAAAUUGUUUGGGGUUGCGUGUCGAUUUUCUUUUAUGCCAUGACUGACUGCAUCCGCUUAGAGAUUAUUCAUAUUUCCUGAUAAACCUUGGUUUUUUCUUUAGCAUUGUUGUUGAUUUCCUGAAAUAGUAGUUUAUGUUUAAAUCAGAUGACUGUUAUCGGAAAACUGUCUUUUGUAUCAUCGCCAAUGAAGAAAUCAACAUGUUAUGGAAUUUUUGAAAUAUUCAAUAUUAUUUAUCAUAUCAUUCCUUGAACUUUAUGUGCGUGUUCAUAAUUCUUUUUUUCCGUAUAUGAUUCUGUAAAGACGAGUUCAUGUAUCCAUUUUUCAUUUUUUCCUCAUUCCUUCCUAUUUCUGAAAAUUGGUAAUAUACAAAUGUCCCUUGUUCUGGUGGGUUUUUUUUUCUAAUAUUAACGUUUUCAUUGCUUCUUUCAGAAUGUUUUUUUGUGAUACUUAUUUUUCGUUUAAUAUUUUGAGCUUUUUGCUGAUUUAUAGUUUUGAGGUUGACCGUCCUGGUGCUCAGUAUCUUUGUACGUUUAAAUGUUGUCCAAAAUAUGAGCAGAUCUAGUACAACAUUGAACAUCAUUUCAUGCAUUUACAUUCAUCAAGUUGGAAAGCGAUAAAAGAUUUGAGAAAUUGAUAACUUUGGUUUUUCAGUCUUUUUUCUACGAAUAUUGGUAAUCAUCUGAUGCAUCAACUUGGAACUUACUUUCUACUUUCUAUUGCUUACCUUCUUGGUUUGCAGUAUAUCAGACCUGGUGCAGCAGGCAUUCCUGGAGGGUCCACUGGUAGUACUGGAGCAACUUCAGGUCAGGCUCGUCCUUCACCUGCAAUGGGUCCUAUGACUGCUCGAACUAGAGGGAUGCAAAAAGGUCCUCACUCAGGUUAUGGAGGGCCAACUUGGGGAAGUAAUGCAGCACGAGCCUAUGGUAGCGGGUUGGAUUUCACGCUUCCCUCACACAAGUAAGUUAUUAUGUAAUGAUGCGGCAAAUUUAAAUGAAACAAAUGUAUUAUGUGGAGAACUUAUGUCCGUGAUUGACCCCUUAAACAAGAAUUAUUGAUUGACCCCUUAAAUGCUAAUUGAGGGGAUGUUCUUAGGCAGCCAAGAAAGUAUGCUAACGGAGAUGUUUGUCAAAACAAUAAUUCUUGAGAUGUACUUUACGUGCCGACUUUCCUACUGACAUUUAUUGCUGGCAGUGUUUUUUCAUUUUUUUACAAAAGUUUUGCUGAAUAUUCAUUUUCUCUGCACAAAUGUAGUCUGCUCCUUAAAAAUGUGUUUCUGUUGUUGUGAACAAGUUAAUUGAUUGUUUUCCAGUUUCUAAAAUGUAAUAUGGUGUCUGAAUACUGUAUCUUUCCCGCAUGGUUGUCUGUUGACUGACAAUUUUCAGACACUCCCAUUUCUUUCUAUGACUGAAAUAUUUUCUCGUUUCUAAUCUGAACUUAGCAGUGUAUUGAUGAAUAACGAAUGAAUGUCAGUUUGAGGAAAGGAUUUCAGUGAUGGCAUGAAUGCUUGCCUUAGGGCAGCGACAGUGAGCUAGCUUUACGGGGUUUUUGGGAGAGCACCUAUCUCUUCCCCCUUGUCCUCCCUAUCCAUUGCGCAUUGAAAACUUCCUUUUUAAGAAGCUGCUUUAAAUACUGAAAAUAUCUGAUUGUCUAUUAAAAUUUGAUGAAGGCAGUUGUGUCUCCUUUCAUGUGUCUAACAGCUGUUGGUUCUGGGGAUUUUUUUUUAGGACAAUAUUUGAUGUUGACAUCGAUGGCUUUGAGGAAAAACCAUGGAGACACCCUGGAGUUGAUAUUUCAGAUUUCUUCAACUUUGGACUUGAUGAAGAAAGUUGGAGAGAUUAUCGAAAACAUUUGGCAAGCAUUUUUUUUCUUCCUUGGAUAUUGAUAAGUGCAUCCUAAAAAUGGGGAGAGAGGUGAAUGUCACACUGUUUUUCUUUUCUAUUACUGACCAAAUCGGUUUUGAUACUGCAGGAGCAGCUUCGUCUUGAGGCCACAAUGCAAAGCAAGAUACGUGUAUAUGAGAGUGGGAGAUCUGAGCAGGUAACCAUGCAUAUGCACUGCUUGGUACUAAUAGAUUGAUCCUUAUUUUUUUACUUUCAUGACUUCUCUUUUUAGGAUUACGAUCCAGAUCUGCCUCCAGAACUUGCAGCUGCGACUGGUGCUCAGGAUUACUCUGAUAGUACUCACCAUGGAAAGCCGGAUGGUGGAUGUAUCGAUUUAAUUGGCCCUGGAAUUGGAGCUGUCCGGUCCCACGCACAAUUAGUAUGAAUUUCCACUCUCUCUUACUCGUUCCUCCUUGGCUUUUAUUGGUAUAGCUUUUCUGAAUUGAUGUGCAAGCCCUGUUUACGUUCAUGUAUGUUCUAAAUGCCUGUUUUCAUCAUAAUUUUUCAGUUAUCAUCUUUGUAUAACCGGCUCAAUUGAUUUGAAUUGCAUAAUUGGGCCUGGAAUUGGAGCUGUGGCUCAGCUCUUCCUUUUACGCUUCUAUCGAAUUUUCCAAGCAAAGUGAACUAGUUUCUGGAAUUUCAUGCAAAUUUUGAUCUUAAAAGAAGUCUCAUUUUAGUAGCCCCAUAUGGCAUAAUUUAUUUACAUUCAUGUGGAUGCCGUUAGGGUGAGGGGGGUGGGGAAAUGGUUAACAGUGCUUUGCGUUAUCCUGUUUAUAUGAACUAUUAUCAACAUUCUAUGACCAAAAAAAUUGCGUUCACAAGCAGCCAACGGGAAGGGCAAUACAAGUCGAGGGUGGCUGUGGUGAUCGUCUUCCUUCUAUUGAUACCAGACGACCGCGAAUGCGUGAUUCUGAUGCAAUCAUAGAGGUAUGCCUUAUCCAAGUUCUACAUAUAUUUGGGGGAAGGGUCCAAUUGUUGGUUGAAGGAACUUAUGGUCAUCUGUUGAAAAUUUUCUUGCAAAACAGAUUGUUCUGCAGGAUUCUGUUGAUGAUUCGAUCACAUCCAAUGGGACCUCGAAUCAACAACUGUAUGAACGCCAAGGGAAGGAUUUUGGAGCAAGUCAUGAAUCAGAGGAGCAUGAUAGGGAUGCUGAUUCGGAGUACUUGGAACAUACACUGCCUGUUUUUAGUGAUAGGAAGGGAGAGAUGAUAGAUGGAAAGGAAACUUUUACAGGGUCUGUUGAGAACAGUGUCCCAGAAGGGAACGGCAUUUUGCCCUCUCCUCCAGAUGUGUCACUUCAGCAUUCCUACGACUCAAAAUCACAUAGUCCUAUUUAUGAUGUUGACCGUCGUGGUACACGGCCAGUUGCAAGGUAUGGCAUAGUCUUUUGGGCAAUUCGUUUGAAAAAAAUAAAUUUCAUAUUGUGCCUUUUGUUUCCUUCCACUGUUCUCGAAAUUUUUGAUUCUCUCAGACGAACUUCAGCCACUUUGUUGAAUUUGAUGCACGUUUUGUUAACCCUUCUACUGUUUAUUAUCAGUAUUUAUUUUUUUCGGUUAAAGUUAAUUAUCUGAUCAGUCAUGAGAAGAGAUCAAUUUUCCUCUCAUGUUUGGUAUUGGCCGAGUUUUGCACUUGGACAUAUCAAAUAUAUGCAGUUUUAAUAAGAGAUGUGCUUGGAGUCUUGUUGCUGUUGGAUGUGUGUAGAUGUGGUAGGGAGUGGAUAUUGGUGCAAACUAUUGGAGAAUAUUAUUACAACAGCUCUUUAGAUGUUGGAUGAAACCAUGUUCUUUAGAUGAGGGUACAAUCUUGCAUGCUUUUUUUUACGUUAUGCAUGCGUUGCUUGAUUUCUCUUAAAGAAUAUUCCGUCGAGUGUAGAUGGCCAUUAAGGUCAAUCUAAUUUGCGCUGUCAUGAAUCUGGCUUUAAGUUUUGUCCCUAUAAAGAUUGAAAACACUGGUACAUGAUAGUGGUGUGUCAACGGAAGGCCCGAAAUUUUGAUGAAUAAUCAUGAUCGCGUGCUGAACUUGAUGGUCUAUGGGCAACAUCCUGCACUAUGGAGCUCCCAGUGUAGUUAGUAGGCCGGAAAGGGGAAUCUGUUUAAAUCGCAUGCUAUAAAUAAGAAAUAUGAUAGUCACAUGACCAAUAAGUUAGGAUGCUUGUGAAUGUUUAGAAGAAGGACAAGAUCAUUCGAAAAUUUUGAGCAAAGGGCUGUAAGUUGCCUUUGCUCAUGAAUGAGUUAAAUUUUAUGAUCCCCCAUUCCUUGGCUAUACACUUUUCUUAAUUGAGUCUCCCCGUAGACCUAAUGUGCUUAAUGCUGUUCUAAAAACCAUCCAGUAGGCCUAUAUUUUUUUAAGUGUCAGUAGUGCAGUUUUCUUAGACCAUUCUACUCACGAUCAGAAAGUGUAUAAAUAGAGUAGAAUCCCAAACACUACUUCAAAUGCUUCUGGUGAAUUUGAUGUGUAUACGUGUAACAAUCUUGUGUCAAAUAUGUUUCAUGAUUUGAUGCUUAUCUACCUCUUUUUACAGUGGGACACAAGUUUCAAUACGUGAAAGAUACUCCCAUGUUAGUGACGACGGUUCAAAUGCUGCAAUCACAACACAGAGUGAUAAUUUGCAAGUAGAUGAUGAUCUCAAAGAUAAAUCAGGAGCCAGCAAGGGAGAUGAAGGGGUCUUGAAGUUGUCGCCAUCCACGGAGGGAACUGCUGGAGAGAUUAUCUUAGAAGGUGAAGGAGAUGGUGAACAAAAUGAAAGGCUUGUUUUGGAUGAUGGUGGUGAUAUUGAAGAUGAAGAAAGAGGUUCUGAUUUUCGAGACUCAGAUGAGACUCAAAAAGAUAAUGGCUCACAAAAUGCCAUCAAGAAACAAAAGUUUACUGCUCACGAUGACCAGCCUACUGUCCAAGGUGGUGGGGUUGAUCCAAGGGUGACACAAAGUGGUAGUCGUAAAGGGAAAUUGUUGAGCAGCAAGGAUUAUCCGAAGAGGCGGGAUAGUGGAGAAGAAGAGGUUCAGCAUGGACGGACGAGGCAGACUGGGGAUCCGAAAAGACAUCACGAUGAAGAGAAACGAAGUUCCCAACGAAGAGAUGAUCAUGGACGGGAUGUGGGACAUGUGGACAGACACCACAAUGCUUCUAAAGGAAGGCAAGAUUCAUCUCAAUCUCAUCCACCAGUGGAAUCACGUCCAGCACAUCAUGGGCGCAGGAGUGAGGGUCUUGAGAAAGCGAAGGAGAGAGAUGCCUCUGUUGGUGUCCGGCAGAGAAGAGACGAUGAUACUUAUGGCAGAAGGGGAAAAGAUGAGGACACAAAGAGAGAUCAUGGUGAGGAGAUUGGCGGAUCAAGGCACAGGGAUAAAGUUAGGAUUGGUGAAAAGAAAGGAAAAGAUGCGGAUCUUCAUUCAAGAAAGCAUGUUGAUGAUGGAGACCGUAAAGGUCAUCAUCGAGAUUCUGCAGUAAGGCAAAGGGACAGGGAUGACAUCCCGACGAGUAGACGUGAAACUGCUGAUGAACUUCAUAUCAAAAAGAGGAAGGAUGAGGAACAACGGAGGAGAGAGAAGGAUUCGAAGGAGCAUUCCCAGCAUGGACACAGGAAUAGAGACGAUGGCUCUCUUGGUAAGAGAGAAAGGGACGAUGCCUCUGAUCCCAGGAAGAGGGAUGAGCAAGUCAGAGACAACUCUACUAGGCACCGAGAUGACAACUGGAGGCAGGGGGAGAAAGAGGACCGACAGCGAUUUAAACAACCACAUGAAGACACACAGAAACACAGGGAAAGAGAGGAUCGGAGUGGUAGACUUGUAGAAGACAAGAAUUCUAGUGGGGGUGGAAGGGUCAGUGACGGAAAUUCAUCUAAAGAUAGAAGACGAUACCCUGAUAGAAAUGCAGAUUAUGUUGAUAAGCACAAACGUGCAGAGCAUGGAGCACGUGAGGAAAUGCACUCGCAUGAAAAUCAGUUAAGCAGCAAGGAGAAGAACAGCAGGCAACAAAGAUCGAGCAGCAACAUUGAUCAUCAUAAGAGUGCUGAUGGGAGAAAGAUGAACAGGGAAUCACAGAAGGAGAGUUCCAGAAAAAACAGGGAAACUGAGGGAGGCGAGUUAAAAGUGGGAACUGGAAAAAGAAAGCGUGGGGAUCGUGGUGGUCUCCAGUCUGAGAAGGUCAGGCCUACCUUUAAAUAAAAAAAAUCUGAAGUUAGGUUCAUUAUUGACUAAAAUAGAAAGCUCAUUUACUUUUUCUGCACCUGUUCAGAAAUGUCAUUCAAGAUUAAGGGAACUAUGGUUGGAUUUUCAUUUGAUUAUAUGUCAAUAAUAUGUGUUAUCAGUUAGCCUAAUUAGUCUUCACCAGAACCUGUCUCUCUAAACUUUCAAUUACAUUAGAUUACUCUACGUAAAGUUAUAUUCUGAAUAAUCAUACUUCUAUGCAUUGUACUUCAAUAAUUACUUUAAAUGCUGCUUUGAUUUUUUGCUAUUCGGAAGGAGAUGAAAAGCAUUUGGUGUCGAUCUGUGGAACCUGGUGAAAAGGGAAAACCUGGUGGACUGUGUGGUGGUGGAGCUUUUGGUACCAAAAGCACCAAAAUGAAAGCUUUUCUAGAAAGAUGCUGUGAGAUUUACGGCUUACAGAGAAGGGUUGAUGAAUUAAAGAACUUCUGAAUGUUCCUACACUGGUGUGGAGCAAUAAUCCCUGUUGGCCUUUCGAAUGUCUGAGGGUGAAAAGUUUGCUUUGCUUUGCCCUUUGGGGGAAGCUCCCUCUUUUUUUUGUUUCGUUUGGAGGGGCUGACAUCAUUGGUGCUGGUGUCACAAAGGGGCUACUAGUCAUUGGUCUAUGAUGACCUGAUUAUGACUCCAGUUAUCGUCUACCAUUAUUUUUCAUAGCUGUGAUGUGGCAGGCGAAUGGAGGAAGACGACAGUACUUUGAGAGGACAUCGUCUCCUGAUGCUUGUUUCAAGUGCUGGCUUUUUGAUUUGAAGGUUUUCAGUUAUGGACAAGAUGGUGGAGGAAUCCCAAUGUUGAACAGGGGGCUCAUGGCCCGUGGUGCAGUCUUUAAUGAUGUGGAGGCAUUGCCCCUAAUGAUUCAUGUCGGCUCUUACAAAAGGAUAUUACUUGUGACUUAGUUAAUAGUUAAUAUUUAAAUUUUAAUUUACUUUGUUUAAAUUAGGUGUACUCUAACUAGUGGUGUAAGGUGGUGAGUAACCAACUUGGUUCACCUAGGAACCGUGGCCUUCAGAAAAUUUGGAACGGCAUUUUGCAUCGGAGAUUUUGUUGAAAAAGUCAGAUUCUUUAUUUCGUAGAUGUGAAUACAGAUAAGAUUGUUGGCAGUUCUAUUUAGAAGGAUCCUACAUCAUAGAGAGUGAAGUCCCCGAGUUUGUCGAUCUAUAACAACCUCUACAGAAAAUUAUAUUGAAAUGGAAUAAUUUAGAGAUGGAAUUCAAAAAGCAAUUUUCGCUGUCAUGGAUAUGGAAUAUUGCCAUGGAACAAUUUGAUGUCGAAAGUAAUUUCUUGUCAGGUCAAUAUUGUCUCUUGUAAAGUAGGUAAUCAAAAACUUCUUACAGAAUUUCGAUUUUAAAUCCCGACAUGAUUAACAAGUGCGUUUUCGGUGGUUUGCUUUGGGAAAUUCUAGAUUAGCCAGCUAUAUAAGAAAGAGGUACCGUGGGGUAAAGAUUUUUUUUGUAAAUAUUUGAUGUCCACGAGCCUCUGUAGAAGUAGGAUUCUUUUAAUUUUGUGGAAGAUGUUUCCAUCAGGUUAACAUCGGAUCUCUGUUGCGAAUGGAAUGAUAAAUGAUUUCAGCAAAGUUUCGGGUAUUACCAGACAUCAUGAUGGUGAUUGUGGUCAAUCAGAAUUGUAUGCGAUUGACUUGAUUGAGCGAAUGGUGGAUAUUAUAUUCCGUUUUUUGUUCUUUUUCUAGUGUGAUAUCUUGCUUGAUCUUCUUCGUUAGAAACAUGCGACUAGGCCGAGAUUGUUCCACGAUGUUUUGUUUUUCCUCUUGUAUACUAUGUUCCAGUUCUUUUAUUGAACAGAGAAUUUAAUUGAGCCAUAAAGGAGUCAAUCUACGGCUUUGUGAAUUUUUCUCUGUUUGUUCCGACUUCUCCCAUUGAUUUGGGUUCUUGUGGAGACGUGCUGUUGAAAUAGAUGUGUACAUCUCAUGUCUGAUUCUCGGAAGUAGGAUCGACUGCUAUUAGAUUGUUAUGACAUUAAAUCAUCCACGUUCCGGAACUCCCAUCUUCCAAUUUGGAGCCACUUUGUUGUGAUGAUUAUUUACAUAUUUUUGCCAUUUUGUUUUAUUAUUAAUGUUUUCCACUGGCUAUGGUCUCUAUUUCUUUUGUCCAUUUUGUGGGUUGAAAUCUCCUCGACCCCUAUUCAGUAAUCUUGAUGCCCUGUUUUUUGUGGUUCUUCCAUAUGGUAAUGUGCUAUGGCAUCUCCACUAAUGGUUAUCCUGCAGUGUUGGUUUAGUUAUGAAUUUCUUAGCAGUCACUGGGAUGCAGAAGAUUCCCUUUCCAAAGUCGUUUGAGUCAGGCGAAAUCACUGUAUGUGUCAUCAAGAUGGGAGGUUUAUGUGCCCAUCAAGACUUCUGUUAAUAAGUUACUUUUCUCACGCCCGUCAUGAUGGGUGGUUGAUUCCCUCUACAUUCCCUUUUUAGUGUGAUCUUAGAAAAGUCCGUGCAGAAGUUUAGUAUGAUAGGAGGUUGAUUCCCUCUACAUUCCCUCAACGUUCUCUCACCCUGUCAUUGAUAAAAAAAAAAUCUGCUUUUCAAAUAUGUGAAUGUUCUCUCCUUCCAUCCUGGCCAAAGGUUCACAUGCCGGAUGAACAUCCAUGUUCUACAAUGACAAAUUCAUGCCUGUCCACUCAACAGCCCCUGAACACUCUCUCACUCUUUCACUGAAAGUGUAGGCCAUGUUGGUUGUCCUCCCCUUCCAUAUUCCCCAAAAGGUUCACAUGCUGGCUGAACAACCGUAUUCUGUAGUCCCCUAUGGUUUUCAUUUAAUAUUUGCCUGUUUAUGUUCUCGUUGGCAGUCAGAAGGUGCUAUCUAAUGCCGAUUGUGUGGAACAGCUUCUGAAAAAUCUCUGUUGAAAAUGACGAUAAAAUAUGUUGUCUGAUGGCCCACACUCACGUAGACUGCUAUCCACAUAAAGAGCCAUAUAUUUGGCCGUCCACGGCAAGGACUUCAGUUUGGUCCUUACCUUCAAUGGGAUGAGAAUCUCUAAACUCGAGAUGCCUGGGGUGGUGCCCAGGAACUUUCCUCAUUUUUCAUCCCUACGAGGCAGCUCCGGUGAUUGACAGUCAAUUGUUUUACAAAGAAGUUGAUUUGAUUCUCUAGUUGGCUAAUCCAUGACAACUGAAAUCUGUUUAAGCAGUCAGAUUCGGACCACAUUGAUCAGUUAUCGAUUUCGAGAGAUGAAACAAAUUCGAGAUAAAAACAGAAAUCUUACAAAUACAAUUUUGUAGUGUAUGUACACAUAGACAACUAGAAACAGUGAAAGAUUCACUGAAGAGUGAAUUAAACUUAAAACAUCCCACGAAAUAUUCAAUGGAAAGUUUGCACAUCUCAUUAUCUUGUUCUCAUGUAGUGCUUACGUUUAAUCAUCUCAAACCGUGCUCCUCCUACCCUGGUUCUUAAUUUCCACUGCCACUUAGACGAUGUUGAGUUGAAGUCUAUGAUGGUGACCCUCAUUCUCUUUGUUUUUGUCUCUUUGUCCCUACUUGAUAUCAGGUCAAAACUCUUUUCCAGUGUCUCUGAAAUUUUGAGAAGGAAUGACAAUGCAACCCACCAUUUGACGAAAGCGCGUCUCUUUCCAUCCUAUGUCAUUUUGCUUUCGAGUUUAUGCCCAAUUUGGUUCAAUCCCUGCAGUGCCUUUGUUGAGUCAUCUGCAGCCAUCACAGGCGGUAUGCCAGCAAUGAGCGGCAUGCAGCCAUGGGGGUACAGUGGCAUAACGCCAGGGCUGCUGUGGCACUCAUGGGAGCCACUGCUGAUCUGGUGAGUUUUUUUCUUUCUUAUUCUUCCUCUGCCGUUCCUUCCUCCCCUUCUUCCUCCGCUGGUGUGAGUUCCGGCCGACUUCUUAUAGGGCUCGUUAGAACCUAUAAAUCUGCCAAUUUGACGUGAUUUAGUGCCCCUAAGAAUUCAAUGGGAUCGUGAUUGAGCGAUUCUGAGAAGCACGGCUCCUCAUUUCAAUGUUGGAGAUUACGUGGAUGGGUUUUGUCAUCUCGUGAUCCGCUUCAAGAAAUCUGCUUUCUGUCAUAAUUUUUCAUAGACAAGCAAGCGAAAGAGAGGACAAGGGGGCAGACUGUUUGAGACCUCUCCCAAUAUGAACAUACCUCGAGCUUCCCCAUUGACUUUUACAGCAAAUCUUGCAUAAAUGACGCAAUGCUGAAUCCAUCAAUCCCAUUUAACUUUGGUGCUCAUCAAUCUUAGCUGCUGGCUCCUUGCAAGAUACAUGCAUUCAUUCAUGAUCCACCAGAUUUUUUUUCUGAAUUCAGUCUGAUGACGAACGCAUUCUGGGUUGAUCUAAUCAUCGUUUGGGUGUCAUCCUUGUGAUUGUUUUGUGCACGCCAUCUUUAAUGGGCAUGUAGUUCUUCUGCCUGUGUACAUGAGUCCUUUCAGGGGCCAUCUCCAGAAAUGGCAAUGUUUGCUCUUUAUAGUAUAUAAGCACGGUGCCCUUUAAGUCCUACUAAAAGUAUUGUAUUUCCUAUUUAGUUAGUCUCAUUGAAGCGAAGGAUAUCAACCUUACACACCUCUAAUAUUCUUCGAUUCUAUCUUUGUAGAUCCGCUGGGGAACCAUCCUCCAAUUCAUAUUCUUUCCCUUCCUUUCCCCUCCAUUAAAAACGCCUCCCCCCCCUCUCUCUCUCUCUUGGGGGGCACUGCUAGCCAUGAUCAUUCUCUCAUUCUCCUUUCCAUUUCCAUCAAUUCCCCUAUCUUCCAUAUCCGUAUCCCCUGAUCUCCCAUGUUCUAUGUUGAUUUUAUCCUUGAAGGGUUCCUAUGCUUGUCUCCUGGAAGGUUUUUUUUUGUCAAGUGUGGGGCCCACUGCAAUUGUGGACGGUUUAUGAGGGGCUUUGACUCCUCUUUGACUGUCAGCUGCUAAAGUGGAGAGCAGACGAUUCGAUCAGCUCCGUGAACCGUUGAAAUGAGAGCUCUCUUCUCAGUUAAUGGCAGGUUCUAGUCGGUCCCAUCAGCAGGGGUUUCUGUCUCACUUCUCUGACAAUUGUUGCCCAUCAUAGUCAGGGUCUUCUCUGAGUGGAAUGUCAACUCCUUGGUUUGACUUCUGGGGUGGAUAAGUUCCUCUUCUUUGGUGUUACUCUGAUCGAAAAAGUCAGCCUUAGGAGGGUGGAAUGCACAUUACUGAGAAUGAAGCUCCAUCCAGAAGCUACAAGAACAUAGUUUUUCCCAUUUAAUUACGAGGAACCAGUGACUUUGGCCAUGGAUAAGAGCUUCUUUGGUCAUGGUAAACCCGUAGAUUAUUUACUAAUUUAGUAUAGUAACUAAUCUUGAUUCAGGGUUGAUGCUCAUUGUUUCUGAUCAAGUAACUACUUGUUCUAUAGAAGCUAACAUGCAGCGAAAGAAUCAUGUUGGUCCCGGCCUAUUUACUCGCAUACAUACGUCUAUUUAUAGUAUGCAUGCAUCUCAUAUGCCAAUGCUGGUAGAUUAGAUAGCUAAUUGACUGUACAUGCUUAUUGAUUCUUUACUAUAUUUAGUUGGAUGUUCUUGUGAAAAUUGCCUAGUAAUUCUCUCUCCGAUGCUUAGGAAGGGGAGAGAGAUAAAGGCCUAGUUGGUCAACUUCUCUCUCUAGGAAAUUCUCAUGUCUGCAAAACCCUUGUGUAGGUGGGCUCGAAGGGGGUCAACGCUCAUCAAGAAGGAAGCAACUCGUCCUCUGGGUUGGUCCCUCAGAAGGGCCGCCGCCACGGGGAUGAACCGGCCGACAUCCCGGGGCAGAACCGUCCUCCGGGAAAUCACACAGAAGAGAACUUGGCAGCCUCCGAUGAAGACGACCCUCAGAAUGUGAAGAGGGGGCGGUCCAAGCUGGAGCGGUGGACGAGCCACAAGGAGAGGGAUUUCAACAGCAACAGCCUCCAAUCUCUGCCCUCGUCGUCAAAGGCAGGGGAGGCGGAAGUCAACGGCAGUGAGGCGGCGCCACUAGAGCAAGUGGGCAAGAGCGAUGACGGCGGCGCUGGAGGCGGCGCAGAAGUCAAAGGCACCGAAGCUACCCAACCAUCUGAUUCCACUGGGAAGGAGAACGAUCGGCACCUUGACACAGUGGCCAAGCUGAAGAAGCGGAGUGAGCGAUUCAAGGUUCCUCUGCCAGGAGAGAAGGACGGCGUUGGUGCAGCAAAGAAAUCUGAGGGCGAGGUGCCGCUGACCCAGAGUGAGACUCCCGUUGACUCCGACAUCAAGCAGGAGCGACCUGCCCGCAAGAGGAGGUGGUCUAGUAGUUGA
Molecule: messenger RNA, 14056 nt
Organism: Spirodela intermedia
Lineage: Eukaryota; Viridiplantae; Streptophyta; Magnoliopsida; Alismatales; Araceae
Source: the annotation of a GenBank genome assembly